CUUUUUCGACAGCAACAAUGUCGUAUAUGGACAACAUAGAAAAUUGCAACAUCUUUGAAAAGGACCAUCGCUCCUUGGACGCAUAUAGGAAAGGGAAACGAAGUGCAAAACUUCCAGAUAAUAAGGAAAUAUACCUUACUAAAACGCUCUGCGAUCCUGCGAAUGCACUUAGCAAGCGUUACAAGAAAAAGGUCCUCGCAGAGAAAUCCGACGGUUUUUCCCCGAACGUCCCUUAUUCGAUGAAUAAACAAAAGCGAUGGGACACCCUUACUGCUAAAAAAUUGCUUAGCGAUCAAGAAAAAGACUUGCCUGAGACAGUGGUGGUGCAUAGAACAGAUGUUCCCUUGAGUGAUGGAUGUCAUGCGGGCACAGUCAGUAACGUGCAAAUUAUUGAGAACGAUGCCAUGACAACGAUGUCUAGCGGUGGAAGGAGGAAACCGCUGAAGUAUUUCAAUGACCAAAUAAGGGAACUGCGACAAAUAGACAAGAAAGAAAUUGAGCCAGCAAGGAUACACUUCAAUAUCACAACUGAGCCUUCGUCUGAGAAAUCACCUAGCAAAAAGGCAAAACGAACAAACAGAAGAAAGGGCGUACUCGAGAAUUUUGAUGAUGAUGAUCUAAAAAUUUCUGAUCCCAACUUUGUGGUUGAUGAGGAGACUAUUGAAUCGUGUGAGAAAACAAGAUCCUUCACCCUUGGAGAUUAUGUGGUACCUGAGGGAAAAGGUCGGCAAGUAUCGGAACCGAGCCAGUUUUCUCGUCCCCACUGUUCUAACUCACAAACAACCGCUAGAACUUCAGCAGAUGACGUUGAGAAGAGACCGUCCAUCAUGCCAGUGGAUCUUCUGGAUAUAUCCGAGGCCACUAAGGCCCCUCAUAUCUUUGUGAUCUAUGCGACGAAAAUCAAAAGUAAUGUGGAGCCAUUCAGCCUGGAGGAGAAGAUACUGAAAUCGGUACCGCCAAGACUUAUCGUAACAUGGUUUGGUCCAAACCGUGUAUCCGUCCGAAGUCCACCCUACUUCAAACCAAUUUUUGUACUUUUCUUCGAAUUUGAGGAAAGUACUAGAAUUCUCAGAGUUCGAGUAAACACCAGCUCGCCGUACGCGGAGAUGGCAACAAAAUCUCGUCUUCGCAAUCUUAUCCAAAAUCGAGACUGGAAGUAUGACUCGCUACUCGAAGACUUGUACGACUUUAUUAUGAAAACUCGGAAGAAGGAAGAAGAAAAACCUGCAGAUGAUAGUCGCUUCGUAAUGUAUCCAGAAGGUUUUAAUAGAGAUGUAAAUACUGAAACAUUGGCCCCUCUUGCUGUUACAUUUGAAGAACAGGAGCAAAUUGCUCUACUGAGCCAACUAUAUAUGGAAGAUGAUUGCGACAUCUCAUCAUUUGAAGUCGUGGAUAAUUUGGAUGAUUCUGCCAAAUGCUGUUCCGUCUGUCACAUUUCCAGCAAAAAGGAUCUUUUUGUAUCAGUGGAUGGUUUGAUAUGCCGAGAUUGCGUGAAAUCCUCCAUAUUCCGACAGUUGCGCUUCAAUAAUUCAUUCCCAGAUAUUCCGAUUAGUGCCCCUCCAGGUUCUUCCCCGAUUGACCUACUUUAUGCAGCCAUACCUGCACCUGUGAUGUCAUUCUUAGUUAAGAAAUUGUAUGCUUAUUGCAAUCCGAGCAACUCUCGAUUCGUAAAAUGUCAUCAUUGUCAUGCGGAACUCGCCACUUCGCCCGACUGCGAGUUCUCUAGCUGCACUUGCUCGAAUUGCGGUUGUGCAUUCUGUUAUCACUGUGAAUGCGAGCCUCACUGGCCUAUGAGUUGUGGUGAAUAUAAACGCUGGACAGAUCGAUGGGACACACAAUAUCUUCUCGAAAAGAAUCACAUAGUUGGUGAUGGCCAAAUGAGAUUAUGCUUACUUUGCGAGGAAGUAUUCCAGGUACCUUAUGGUUCGGAUAGUACUCGGUGUCCUGGCUGGAGGUGUAGGUGGGAAUACGACGAUGAAGGAAACUACAGUCAUUGGCACGGCUACAAGAGGCCUAUAAAUCACCGGGUUUUGAAACAUGCAAAGGCACUUGGUCAGAAGAUCAAAUACUGUAGCGAAUGUGGGCAGCACGAAUCGCCGCAUACAAUCAAAUUAGAAGGACUUGUGAACAGAGAAACAGCUAAGCUAAUUGCUGAAGCACACAGGCAAAGACUAGAAAAGAAUGGAAAAGAGACGUUUGUGAAGUAUGUGGCGAAGUACUUUAGUUCAAAGAAAGAACAAAGAAAAAUGAAUGAAACGAGGAAUUUGGUACUGUGUUUGGUGGAGAAUUGCACAGCAUGGCUCUAUUUAAUGAAACCAGCUAAUAGCCAUGAAUUGAAAGCUCAGAUCUCCAGCCUGUUUUCACAACUCACAGACAUUCAAUGUCAAUUCGUUGACAGUCAAAGACGUAUACCGGAAGAAAAGGACGUCUUUUCAAAGCGGAUGGCGAAACUGGAAGAGUUAGCUGAUGAUUUGAUAUCUGUAUUCCGACAGUACAAAAUCGAAAUAGAUCUUUUAUAGGAAUAUCAAAGGAACUCUACUGAGCCAAUGACAGUGAACGGAACUAGCGUUCCCUUGAAAGACAUCAGUAAUGCUAGCACAGUUCAAAAUGUGCAAGUUGUUGAAAAUGACGCCAUAAGAAUGCUAUCCGCUGGCGGAAGGGCUAAGACGCUAAAAUACUUUACCAAGCAAAUAAGGGAACUACGGCAAAUGGAGAAGGAAGAAACUGAGCCAGCAAGGAUCCAUUUCACCAUCACGACCCAGACCCAUCCUGAAAAGCGAAAAAGCAAGAAGUCAAAACCGAGUCAGCAGUUAUAG
This is a messenger RNA of Cylicocyclus nassatus, 2816 nucleotides long. Lineage: Eukaryota; Metazoa; Nematoda; Chromadorea; Rhabditida; Strongylidae. The record is from the annotation of a GenBank genome assembly.